Molecule: messenger RNA, 1194 nt
Organism: Diospyros lotus (date-plum)
Lineage: Eukaryota; Viridiplantae; Streptophyta; Magnoliopsida; Ericales; Ebenaceae
Product: ras-related protein Rab7
Exons: 7
Coding region: 179-796 (205 amino acids)
Cellular component (GO): vacuolar membrane
Molecular function (GO): GTPase activity; GTP binding
Source: RefSeq, a predicted model, not a curated record
GAUUUGGGCCGGCGCGUUUUAGUUGUCAUCUUUUGUCGCCACCCCAAUUAAUACCUCAAUAUCAAAUUUGCGCUCCUUUUUCUCUGUCUCUAUCCCCCUCCCCCGCUCUCUCUCUCUCUCUCCCUCCCUCUCUCUCUCUCCAGGUUCGAGUAAAGCAUCUCCACUUUCUCCGCUCGCCAUGUCUUUGCGUAGGCGGACAUUGCUCAAAGUCAUCGUCCUCGGCGACAGCGGGGUUGGCAAGACAUCAUUGAUGAAUCAAUACGUACAUAAGAAGUUCAGUCAGCAAUAUAAAGCUACAAUUGGGGCUGAUUUCGUCACAAAAGAGCUACAGAUAGAUGAUAGGCUCGUCACUCUACAAAUAUGGGACACAGCUGGGCAGGAGAGGUUUCAGAGUCUUGGCGUUGCCUUUUAUAGAGGGGCUGAUUGUUGUGUUCUAGUAUAUGAUGUUAAUGUUUUGAGAUCAUUUGAUACUCUUGACAAUUGGCAUGAAGAAUUUCUCAAACAGGCCAGCCCACCUAAUCCAAAGUCAUUUCCAUUUAUAUUACUGGGGAACAAGAUUGAUGUUGAUGGUGGAAAUAGCAGAGUGGUCUCUGAGAAGAAAGCUAGGGACUGGUGUGCUUCAAAAGGCAACAUACCUUACUUUGAGACAUCGGCAAAAGAGGAUAUCAACGUUGAUGCUGCAUUUCUUUCUAUUGCAAAAAGUGCUCUAACCAAUGAGCACGAGCAGGAUAUAUACUUCCAGAGCAUCCCUGAAGCUGUUUCAGACACAGAGCAACGAGGUGGCUGUGCAUGUUGAACUGGAAGUAAUACAUUGGUUUUAACACAAUUGUACCCGCUGGCAGUCUAAUCCUUUUACAAAUUUUUUGGGUCUUCUUGUGAUUCAUAGCCAUUUUUUCUUUGUUUGGUGCCCACAACUGGGAUGCGCCUGUUUUUGCACUCUCACUCACCAUCUCAGUCCAUAGCAGCAGCAGCCUCAAGCUUUUGUAGAAACUUGUAUUUGGGUUUAUCGACCAUUGUUGUUUUUUGCAGCUUUGACUGUAAUCAACUUCUUGCCUUUGAUUGUUUUGAAAUUUUUUGUUGUUGUUUCCAUCUAUGUGAAAUUUAUUUACCAGAGUUGGCCUUUUCUGGUAAAAAUGUUGGAAUAAUUUUCACAGAAGUUAGCAAGAAGAGGAGCGUAGAUUGCACUUUCUGGUC